AUGUCAUAUUCAGCAUUACCUAGAACCGAUAGAUCAGACUCAUUUAAUAUAAUAUCGCAACAAAAGAACAAAAGUAAAGAGUCUUUUGAUUUACAGUUUGACGAUUCUCUCGACGCAGCUUUGGAUAAUCUGCAGAUCAAUCAUACAUCUCUCAGUGGUGGACUAGAUAGCGGUUGGGAUACUAGGAACUCUGUUGAAAGCUUUGAAUUAAGAACCAUGAAUGAAAACGAUGGAUUUGAUAUGAAGGCUCACAAACAUUCUAGACCACACAGUAAACCACUGCUAGAAGAAUCGUGGAAUGCAGUGGCAACGGAGGCACAGCAGAAUUAUAAGGGUUCUCUUCCUCAUCCGAAGAAUAGUGGGUUUCUCAAUCGGUUCAAUAAUAUGUUUGGCCCGCAGAGUGGGCUGGGCAAGUACCAAUCGACCUCGACAAUCGAAUUAAACGAUAAUAACAUUGAUAGAGAAAUCCAUCCCGAUACGACACCGACCUUUGACAGGAACAAGUACCCGAGCAACCAAAUAUCCAACGCGAAGUACAACGCAUUCACUUUUAUACCAACUCUGCUUUACGAACAGUUCAAAUUCUUUUUCAACCUGUAUUUUCUGGCGGUUGCUCUCUCACAGGCUGUACCAGCCUUAAGAAUCGGGUAUCUGUCAUCCUAUGUGGUUCCGCUGGCAUUUGUGUUGACAGUUACAAUGGCAAAGGAAGCUAUGGAUGACAUACAAAGAAGGAGACGUGAUAAUGAAUCGAAUAGCGAGCUUUACACCAUACUGAACAAGUCUCGGCUGGUUGCAAGCAAAGAUCUUAAAGUCGGCGAUUUAAUCAGGGUUAAAAAAGGCUCAAGAAUUCCAGCUGACUCGAUAUUACUUCAAUCUAGCGAGCCCUCUGGUGAGGCUUUCAUCAAAACGGACCAACUGGAUGGUGAAACUGACUGGAAACUUCGAAUCGCAUGCCCACUGACUCAAAACUUACCACAGGACGAUCUGUUGAACAAAAUCAGUAUUACAGCAUCUGCUCCGGAAAAGUCUAUCCACAGAUUUCUUGGCAAGGUGACGUAUAAAAAUUCCACUUCGAGUCCUCUCUCUGUUGACAACACCCUGUGGGCUAACACCGUAUUGGCCUCUAGCGGUUACUGCAUUGCAUGUGUUAUUUACACUGGCCCAGAUACUAGACAAGCUAUGAACACCACUGCUCCGAAAGUUAAAACAGGUUUGCUUGAAUUGGAGAUCAACAGCAUUUCAAAGGUCCUGUGCGCUUGUGUUUUCAUUCUCUCCAUUCUGCUGGUUGCGUUUGCUGGUGUUCGCAAUCCAGAUUGGUACGUUGAUAUAAUGAGAUAUCUGAUUCUCUUCUCAACUAUUAUUCCCGUUUCUUUGAGAGUCAAUUUGGACCUAGCAAAGUCAGUAUAUGCCCACCAAAUUGAGCACGAUGAUGCCAUACCAGAGACCGUGGUCAGGACAAGCACUAUACCUGAGGAUCUGGGACGUAUCGAGUACCUUUUAAGUGACAAGACUGGGACGCUAACUCAAAAUGAUAUGCAGCUGAAGAAAAUUCACCUGGGUUCAGUUUCAUAUACUGCGGAGACCAUCGAUAUUGUAUCUGACUACAUCCAAAACCUAAACAAAUCCGUUGUACCCCUUUCAACAUCGAGGCGCGAUAUAAGUACCAGAGUGCGUGACAUGAUUGUAACUUUAGCUUUAUGCCAUAAUGUCACUCCAACAUUCGAAGAAGACAGACUCAUGUACCAAGCGGCCUCUCCGGAUGAAAUUGCUAUUGUGAAGUUUACAGAAUCUGUUGGGCUUUCAUUAUUUAAAAGAGACAGGCAUUCUAUCACUCUGUUGCACGAACAUUCGGGCGACACCUUGCAUUACGACAUUUUACAGGUUUUUCCAUUCAAUUCUGAUACGAAGCGGAUGGGUAUCAUUGUUUAUGAUAAGCAGAAGGAAGAAUAUUGGUUUCUUGAGAAGGGUGCUGAUACUGUUAUGAAGAACAUUGUUGAAAGAAAUGACUGGCUAGAGGAAGAAACGGGAAAUAUGGCACGCGAAGGUUUACGCACCUUAGUAAUAGGUCGUAAACAGCUUACAUCUCAGGAUUAUGACGAGUUCCGUAAGAAAUACGACGAGGCCUCGGUUUCCAUGUUAAAUCGCGACAAACAAAUAAGCAACGUUGUUGAGGGCCUUCUAGAAAAAAACUUGGAGCUUCUGGGGAUGACUGGCGUAGAAGAUAAACUGCAGAAAGACGUCAAGUCUUCGAUUGAGCUACUAAGAAAUGCAGGUAUCAAAAUCUGGAUGCUAACUGGUGAUAAAGUCGAAACUGCUCGCUGCGUUUCAAUCAGUGCAAAACUGAUUUCUAGAGGCCAGUAUGUUCACACAAUCUCCAACCUACAUGAACCAGAAGGAGCCAUGGAUAAGCUGGACUAUCUCAAGAUGAACAAGAACUCCUGUCUCAUAAUCGACGGAGACUCAUUAGGUAUGUUCUUGAAAUACCAUAAGGACGAAUUCUUCAAGGUGGCAGCCGGUAUCCCUUCUGUUAUAGCUUGCAGAUGCACACCACAACAGAAGGCUGACGUCGCCUUGGUUAUUCGUGAGUUGACUGGAAAGAGAGUCUGCUGCAUAGGAGAUGGAGGUAAUGAUGUCUCUAUGAUCCAGAGCGCAGAUGUAGGUGUCGGGAUUGUGGGCAAAGAAGGGAAGCAGGCAUCUCUUGCGGCUGAUUUUUCCAUCACUCAGUUUUGCCAUCUAACUGAGCUACUCUUAUGGCAUGGUAGAAACUCCUACAAACGUUCUGCUAAACUGUCACAAUUCGUUAUGCAUAGGGGGCUAAUUAUUGCGAUAUGUCAAGCAGUGUUUUCGAUAUGCUCCAGUUUUGAGCCCAUCGCAUUAUACCAAGGAUGGCUGAUGGUCGGAUAUGCUACGUGCUAUACUAUGGCUCCCGUCUUUUCCAUGACCCUAGAUCACGAUAUUGACAAAUCACUAACAAAAAUCUACCCUGAACUUUACAAGGACUUGACCGAGGGUAAGAGUCUUUCUUAUAAGACAUUUUUCGUGUGGGUAGCCCUGUCCUUGUUCCAAGGAUGCGUUAUUCAGGGAUCGGCCCAGAACUUCACAAGCCUCGCCGAGUUGGACUUCAAGAAGAUGGUUUCAAUUAGUUUUAGCGCACUGGUACUGAAUGAGUUGAUCAUGGUGGCAUUGGAGAUCAAUACCUGGAAUGGGACGAUGAUAGCUUCUGAGCUUGCAACUCUGAUUCUAUACAUUUUUUCUGUUCCAUUUUUAGGAGAAUACUUCGAUCUGUCCUAUGUGACCACCUUAAAAUUCUUCGGGAUCUGUCUGUUCAUUUUGUCCAUAUCUAUAUUCCCCGUUUGGGCAGCUAAAGCUAUUCAUCGCAAGCUCCAUCCCCCAAGUUACGCUAAAGUUCAAGAGUUUUCGACAGUUUAA
Messenger RNA from Torulaspora globosa, 3429 nucleotides. It is a transcript of the gene NEO1, whose product is annotated as aminophospholipid-translocating P4-type ATPase NEO1. The record is from RefSeq and is a predicted model, not a curated record. Lineage: Eukaryota; Fungi; Ascomycota; Saccharomycetes; Saccharomycetales; Saccharomycetaceae. Gene Ontology annotation, molecular function: magnesium ion binding; ATP hydrolysis activity; ATPase-coupled intramembrane lipid carrier activity. Gene Ontology annotation, biological process: endocytosis; retrograde vesicle-mediated transport, Golgi to endoplasmic reticulum; phospholipid translocation. The transcript has a single exon. Gene Ontology annotation, cellular component: trans-Golgi network; endosome; plasma membrane. Bases 1 to 3429 code for a protein of 1142 amino acids.